This is a messenger RNA of Nematocida ausubeli, 249 nucleotides long. RefSeq lists its product as uncharacterized. The transcript has a single exon. The record is from RefSeq and is a predicted model, not a curated record. Bases 1 to 249 code for a protein of 82 amino acids. Lineage: Eukaryota; Fungi; Microsporidia.
AUGUAUGGAUGCGCUACUGCAAUAAUGCUUGGAGUAGACUCUUUUCUUAAAGCUAAACCAGUAUUUUUAAUACUGCUAUUUUUAAAGGAACAUUUAUUGAAAGAAGUUCUAGUAGAGAGAGAAAUAGCUGCAAACCACAACUCUCUGUCUGAGAGCAACACUUCCAACAGAAUCCGUGCUAUUCCAGCUAAUUCUGGAUAUGCCACUUCUGUGUGGCUGUCAGCUAGACCAGUAAUUUGUAGCUACUAA